Punctularia strigosozonata HHB-11173 SS5 is the source of this 288-nucleotide messenger RNA. RefSeq lists its product as uncharacterized. The transcript has 3 exons. Lineage: Eukaryota; Fungi; Basidiomycota; Agaricomycetes; Corticiales; Punctulariaceae. The record is from RefSeq and is a predicted model, not a curated record. Bases 1 to 288 code for a protein of 95 amino acids.
AUGAAGCUCUUCUCGUAUUUCGCGAGUCAGGCGGCGCUGAAUUGGAUGGCCCACAAGAUGCAUUCUGUGUCUGAAAGCGAUGGACUCGUCGUUUUCCCGUUGAACCCCGGCGCGGUACAGACAGGCAUGACCGAUCUGGCACGCCAGCAGGACGAGACGCUGGCGAAGAUUGACAUUGUCCCUCCCGAGGUAGUCGCUGGUCAGAUCGUUGCCUUUAUCAAGGGGGCCACACGUGAGAAUGCUGGUGGUCAAUUCAUAGAUCACCAUGAAACGCGGCGGGAAUUGUAG